AUGUCCCUCGUUCGCUUUCAUUCAUUUUGCCGGCGAGUGGCGUCAACUCCGUUACUCUAUGCCGCCACGUGGACGGUUAUCUUAAUUAUUACCGUGGUGUUGGCGUCGUUGGCUCCCGGCGUGGCCUUUGUGAUGGCGGUAUCUCCAUCUUCAUCGCCCUCAAAGCCUUGCCAAUAUCAUGGUGUUGGCUUUGUUAGGAUUCCUUUGGAUUUUCCGAGAGAGAUGGUGUGCUUGCCAGAACAUGCGGUGAUGAACAGGUCCCACUUUGAUUUCUUCUUGCCAACGUUGUUUGCGGCUUUGGUUGUUGCUGCUUCAACUUGCCUGCUUCGUUCUGUGGCCUGUGCGUGA
Molecule: messenger RNA, 348 nt
Organism: Gastrolobium bilobum
Lineage: Eukaryota; Viridiplantae; Streptophyta; Magnoliopsida; Fabales; Fabaceae
Exons: 1
Coding region: 1-348 (115 amino acids)
Source: RefSeq, a predicted model, not a curated record